This is a messenger RNA of Aaosphaeria arxii CBS 175.79, 792 nucleotides long. RefSeq names its product 3-ketoacyl-acyl carrier protein reductase. The transcript is spliced from 4 exons. Bases 1 to 792 code for a protein of 263 amino acids. Lineage: Eukaryota; Fungi; Ascomycota; Dothideomycetes; Pleosporales. The record is from RefSeq and is a predicted model, not a curated record. Gene Ontology annotation, molecular function: oxidoreductase activity, acting on the CH-OH group of donors, NAD or NADP as acceptor.
AUGAGCUCUCAAGGCAUAGACAACAAUAUCGCAGGCCGAUUGGCCCUGGUGACGGGCGCCUCAGGAGGCAUCGGAGGCGCAUCUGCUCGUUCUCUCUACCUUCAACAUGUUAACCUGGCACUUUCCUACAACUCGAAUGUCGACAGCGUGAACCAACUCGCCUCGAAGCUACAAGAGGAAUACAAGCAAGCGUAUCCUGAUCGAACCCCACCAAGAAUCUCGACACAUCAGGCAGAUCUAUCCGACACAGAGGCGACAAUUCAACUGUCUGAAAAGGCGAAGAGCGAGCAUUCCCAGGCAGUGGAUAUCCUGAUCGCAAAUGCGGGGUUCGGAAAGCGCAUUACCGACAUUGAAGAAAUUCCACUUGAUCUUUUCCAACACACGUUAAAUGUGAAUCUCCAAGCACCAUUCCUCCUGGCGAAGAGCGUGGUGGGGCACAUGAAGCAACAACGGUGGGGCAGAAUCAUCUUCGUAUCCUCAAUCGCCGGUUACGGCGUCGGGUUGAAUGGCUGCCACUAUGCGGCUUCAAAGGGCGGCUUGACCGCAAUGAUGAAGAACCUCAGUACUCGCCUGGCCGAAUACAACAUCACCGUCAACGACGUUUCCCCGGCCAUGAUUGGAGAGACCGGACUAAUCCCUAGCGGCGAUAGCGUCCCAGGCCUGGCCGAGAGCAUUCCUCUUAAACGACUAGGUGUGCCCUCGGAAGUUGCAAAUGUUGUUUCGAUGUUCUGUACGACUGGAUAUAUGACUGGACAAAGUGUAUUGCUGGCAGGAGGAUUGAAUCAUAAAUAA